This is a messenger RNA of Penicillium digitatum Pd1, 1998 nucleotides long. Its product is annotated as RBR-type E3 ubiquitin transferase. Lineage: Eukaryota; Fungi; Ascomycota; Eurotiomycetes; Eurotiales; Aspergillaceae. Gene Ontology annotation, biological process: positive regulation of proteasomal ubiquitin-dependent protein catabolic process; ubiquitin-dependent protein catabolic process; protein polyubiquitination. The record is from RefSeq and is a predicted model, not a curated record. Gene Ontology annotation, molecular function: ubiquitin conjugating enzyme binding; ubiquitin protein ligase activity; zinc ion binding. Gene Ontology annotation, cellular component: cytoplasm; ubiquitin ligase complex.
AUGACCGAACUCAACUUCCCGGAGGAUGACCGCUCGGUCGAGCUUUCAUCGAUUGCUGCGAUCUUUCCGGAAAUACAAAUCGAUCCCUCAUCUCCGUUCAAAGCCGUUCUCGAUCUUCCAGUCGCACCUUCUGCCCCAACCUCAAUAUAUUUUCAGCAACCGCUCGAUGUCGCUGCUGCUGCUAUCACGCCUCCAACAUCAGUAGACGAGUCUAAGGGAGAACUUGAACAGCCGCCCAUUAAAGAUGUCCAUCUUCUCUCGCACUUGCCUCCGCUUAAUCUCGAGAUUGAGUUGCCAGAGGGCUAUCCAACCGAAAAACCGCCUAUCGUUCAUCUGAAAACAAACCCCUCAUGGUUACCACUCUUGGUCAUCGAUCGAUUAACCAACGAUUGCCACCGACUCUGGGAAGAAUGUGGAAAGGAUCUGGUCGUCUUUACCUACAUCGACCACCUCCAGCAGCUUGCAGAAGCAACUUUCAAUAUUCAAGAUUCGUCUGGAGAAGUAUGUUUGUCGCGGGACUUGAAGAUCAGACUACUGGACUAUAACAAAAAGGCCGAGCGGGGAAAGUUUGAACAGGGGACUUUUGAAUGUGGGGUAUGCCUUGAACCCAAGAAGGGCACCGUUUGCUAUCGAUUACUUCGCUGCUCCCACGUAUUCUGCAUCAAAUGCUUGCAGGAUUUCUACAACUCCUGUAUUACUGAGGGUGAUGUUGACAAUGUGAAAUGCAUGGCGCCGGGUUGCGAGCACAAUAAGCGACCUGCAGCUACACCACGCGACAGCCAGACCCCGCCCCGCAAGAAGCGUGAUCGCACCCUGGGACCAAGCGAGUUACUUCAAAUUCCUCUGACCACUGAAAUGGUGCAACGAUAUGUAUUUCUCAAGAGAAAGAAAAAGAUUGAAGCCGACAAGACCACAGUCUACUGUCCACGGCAAUGGUGCCAGGGAGCUGCACGAUCUAAGCGACACCCCAAGCUAGAAGAUCUCACGUUGGAUGACUUGGAUAGCUCGGACAGUUCGGAUGAAGAAGAUGGAUCCGAGUCCCGCAGCGAAGUGCACGAUGGAGAGCUUCCUCCCAUGGCGGAACGUGUUUCUAUCUGCGAAGACUGUAACUAUGCAUUUUGCUGCGUCUGCAAGAAAGGCUGGCAUGGCGAGUUGGUACGCUGUUUUCCACGCCGCGAAGGCGAGCCAACGGAGGAGGAAAAGGCAACCGAAGAGUACUUGCGUCUGUACACUACCCCUUGCCCUACUUGCAACGUGCCCUGCCAAAAGCAAAUGGGAUGCAAUCACAUGCGCUGUUUCCAGUGUGACACGCACUUCUGCUACCUUUGCUCGGCCUGGCUGUGUGCAGACAACCCAUAUAGGCAUUUCAACGACGAGAAAGGCGAAUGCUUCAAUCGUCUUUGGGAUUUAGAAGGUGGUGAUGGCAUCAACCCUGAUGGAGCCGAAGCACUCCACCGCAUCCCAGACGCACUUCUAGACUUUGACGAUGACCCGGCAUUGAUAGCCAUUCACGAAGAAACCGAGGAAAGUGAUGACGACCGUCCCGCAUUUGACUUUGAUAUUGAUGAAGAUGGCCUCCACCGACACCCUCCUCCUCCCGCCCCUGUUCCACCUCAAGUCAACCGUGGUGGUGGCAGACCUGACCAGCGUGAUCACGCAGCUGUCCGCGCAGCUGCCGCUGAACGUCAAGCCCAAGCUCGCGCCAUGGCCGAGGUACGAAACCGAAAUGCGAGGCGACAGGCUAGACGCCCUGUUCGAUGGGCAGAAGCCCCUCCCCAACGUCUCCCCCCGCAAGCAGGUGAUCCCAGACGUCCUGUUCAGUGGGCGGAGAUUCCCGAAGAACCAUUGGCAGACGAAGAGGGCCCCAUCCGAUGGGAGGCUAUUGCAAUCCGACCAGGUAGAGCACAGGCACAUCCUGGUCUUCAGCGAUUUUUGGGCCUAGUACAGAACGACCGUGAAGACGAAUGGGAUAGUGAUGAGAUGGAUGACGACUUCUAG